AUGACCAUCAACAUCUAUGGAAACAUCACUGUUGCAGGAAACUCUUCUAUCACCACUAAUCACUCUAGCCGAUCUAGCCGAAGUCGUCCAGCGAGACCCCAAAGUGUCACUCAGCCAAGAAGGAAUAACCGUCGCCGACAUAAUUCAAUUGCUGUAGAAAAUCUCGUCAUCGAAGAUCACGUACAACAUCACGACAUAGACAAUCAUGCCGGCAAUCAUCACGCCAGAGAACGUCUUUUGAUAGAAGCACCACGUCGUCAACGCGAUCAGUCAGUCGUUAUAGCUCCACCACCAAGACGGAAUGCUCCCCUUCCCCGGCGUCGUUCCUCAAGAAUUGCUCGACGUGCCCUUCUCAACGCACAAAUGUACCCGCGAAGACGACGUCCAAUUCCAGCCGCCCAUGAAGAUCAUGACUUCUGGACCAAGAUAUGGACCUUACCACGGCGAAGAUCUCUGAGUACCGGGGACUUGGAUCAGAUCAACACGGAAUCCUCCAGGGGUCGAAGCCAGGGACCUUUGUCGACAUCUUUGCAAGGACGACGAAGUAGCUCGCAAAGGAUUCGAGGUACAAAUGGAAGCACUACGCUCGGUGAUUGUCUGAUCGUCUCCACGGCGGCCUAUCAGAUACCGAAGGGCUAUCUUCAGCGACCAGCAUGCCUCAUUGGAAUGCUACAAGUCGCGCAUGGUGCGAUUCUCAAAGGGGUCAAGCAUAGAACAAGCCAGACUGCCCUUCACAUGAAUAAGCUGCAAAUCGAACAAACGACUAUAGACGCCAAUUAUACCGGUCGUGCUUACUGGGAGGACCUACCCUUAUCUCUCCCAACGCUGUACACAAUGCUGAAUCUUGAAAUCAAGUUGGAGUCGCAGAUUUUGUGUCCGGAAUGCUUCACCCUGCAUGGUACACCUUUCGAAAAGAUUGAUGAGACUUACAAGAUGAAGUGCGAUGCUUUACGAUUUCUAC
This is a messenger RNA of Melampsora larici-populina 98AG31, 961 nucleotides long. RefSeq lists its product as uncharacterized. The transcript has 2 exons. The record is from RefSeq and is a predicted model, not a curated record. The annotation marks the transcript as partial. Lineage: Eukaryota; Fungi; Basidiomycota; Pucciniomycetes; Pucciniales; Melampsoraceae.